Xenopus laevis (African clawed frog) is the source of this 3717-nucleotide messenger RNA. RefSeq names its product SKI-like proto-oncogene S homeolog (gene skil.S). Lineage: Eukaryota; Metazoa; Chordata; Amphibia; Anura; Pipidae. Gene Ontology annotation, cellular component: transcription regulator complex; nucleus; cytoplasm. Bases 1239 to 3251 code for a protein of 670 amino acids. Gene Ontology annotation, molecular function: DNA-binding transcription factor activity, RNA polymerase II-specific; SMAD binding; RNA polymerase II cis-regulatory region sequence-specific DNA binding. The transcript has 8 exons. The record is from RefSeq and is a predicted model, not a curated record. Gene Ontology annotation, biological process: negative regulation of transforming growth factor beta receptor signaling pathway; negative regulation of BMP signaling pathway; negative regulation of transcription by RNA polymerase II.
ACUGUAACAUUGCUACAAAUCUUUCUCAUGGAAAUAUCUGUUAGAAAUAAAUAUCAUGUGCAGCAGAAAGAGUCUGUGCACGUGACCAAACCCACAGGCAAAGCUUGCUGCACGGCUUCUGUCGUUAUCCCCCUACCCGUGUCAGCAGCAGCAGGUAAGUGUUCUACUGUCUCCCCCGGAUCAGUUUGUACAAAAGUUACAUGUUAAAGUGAAAGACUGUGUUCCUUUAUUAGUAAAGCUGCCUGGGCCUCUCAGCUCCUUGAAAACAAGGGUUGGGUGGUUCAUUGGAACUAGUCACAGGGAGGUGCAGCGUGAAGAGCUAUAAAUGAAGAAUUCCCAGCGUGUGCGAGGAGGCGCAGCUUACGCACUUGGCAGACACACACACACAUCCAUGUAGUGAAACCCGCCCACACGCACACUACAUACACACAGACGAACAUUACUAGAAUUCUCCACACACGUACAUCACGUGACGAGCGCGUCUGCCCUCCGCUCACCCCCACUCCUCCCCCUCUUACUGACGUCACCGCCCCCAGCGCCCUGGAGCCCCGCAGACAGAGCCGACAGACAGCAGGAGGGAGGCGGCCCGUGUGCAGCGGUGACGUCACGAGCUGUGUACCGAAGGGAGGGGAGCCUGGCUGGCACCGAGCUGGAGAAGGACCGGGACCAGAGGAAGAGUCGUUUCCCCUGAGCAAGAUGUACUGUUGUUGAUGCACAACCAGAAGCUGCUUGCUUGCUGUUCAUUCCUGGAUAUGCCUUUAUCUGAAGCUCUGUUAAGUGAAUCCUGGAAAACACAUUGCUGGAAGGACUGUCGCCAUUUAAUGCUCGUGCUACCCGGCAGCUUCAAUCCUAUGUGUUUGUUUUGAGAUCGUUUCCAUUUUGUAGCAUACAUUGCUGUAUAUAAAUUAAAAAUCAUAGUUCACGCUUUCGGUAAAAGUAACAGUAUAUAUACACGCACUUUGAAAAAUUCUAUGCACAUAGCAUUCUUUUAAAAAGAAUUCUAUCAUUUAAAGAAUUUUAUCAUUUGUUAUUUUAUUAUAGUUGGACAUAUUUAAACCUAUCACAGGAAUAUAUAGAUACGGAGUAUACACAGAGUUAAAAAAUGUAACUUAAAAUGUUCAGAGUUUUUAAAGAAUCAGGGAAUUAGUCAUAUUACAUCAUUGCUGGAAUGUUGCCUCCUAGAGGCUAAAAUAUUACUAGUUUUUAUAGAUUUUUUUUAAUCACAAACUAAUCUAAACAUGGGUGAAGAUGGUAGCCCUCCACUGAAAAAGCUUGCUAAAGAAAUGGAUAUCAGUAUUGAGGUUCCUAAUGUUGCUAAGAAGGUAAUUACAAUAAAGAUGGAAAUAGAUGAUUAUAAAGAACUAUCUGCCGAGGAGAAUACUGACUUAAACCCGGGAUUGAAACACACCUUGGCGCAGUUUAAUUUGAGCAGUCGAAGUUCGUUGGGUGGACCAGCAGCAUUUUCAGCACGUUUCUCCCAUGAAAACAUGUCUCCAACAGUGUUUUUACCUCUUCCUUCCCCUCAGAUUCACCCAGGACCCCUUCUUAUUCCUUCAGACAGUUCAACAGAGCUUACACAGACUGAACUGGAAGGGGAAUCCAUUUCUUGUUUUAUGGUAGGAGGGGAAAAAAGACUUUGCCUCCCUCAAGUCUUAAAUUCCGUUCUCCGGGACUUGUCACUCCAGCAAAUAAACAUUGUCUGUGAUGAAAUGUAUAUAUAUUGCUCUCGGUGUACUUCAGACCAGCUCCACAUUUUAAAGGUUUUGGGCAUACUUCCAUUUAAUGCCCCAUCUUGUGGUUUGAUCACACUGACUGAUGCUCAGAGACUAUGCAAUGCUCUUUUGCGGCCACAGACUUUCCCACAAAAUGGAAGCUUGCUGCCUGCAAAAAACUCUUUGGCUCAAUUAAAGGAAACUGGCAGUGCCUUUGAAGUGGAGCACGAUUGUUUAGGAAAGUGCCAGGGUUUAUUUGCACCUCAUCUUUUUUCCCAGCCAGAUGCCCCUUGCAUUCAAUGUUUGGAAUGUUAUGGGAUGUUCUCAACACAAACCUUUGUGAUGCAUUCUCACAGAUCCCCUGACAAAAGGACUUGCCAUUGGGGCUUUGACUCUGCUAAGUGGCACUGUUAUGUUCAUCUUAGCCCAAAAUAUCUAGAUACACCUGAAGGCAAAAAGAUGAAUGCGCUCCUAAAGGAAAUGAAAGAAAAAUUCAGUAAGAAAAAUCACCCGAAGAGGAGUCAACCAAAAGAGUAUGCUCAUUUGAAGGCAACAUCAGCUUGGCUUCAAGUGCUCAUGGAGAGCUGUAAGAAGGGCAUCAAAUGGUGCCAACCCCACUGUACUGCUCUGCAUUUAAUUAAUGGUUUUGGCAAACAGGGGGAACAUACACAGAUAUUGGAAUUACCCUCUUGGUACCCAGUCAUAAAACAAGAAGAUGAUCCCACCAAUAGACCACAUUUGUUGCACCCUAGCUACUAUCUCUACAUGUAUGAUAAAGUUGUGGCGCCAAAUGUGUCCCUCACAGCUACUGUAUCACAAUGCAAGGAAGCAAAAAUAGCAAAGAAAGAGGUUAUGAGUGGCAAAUCUUCAGUGGAACUAGAGAAGCAGGCUAGGAGUGGCAAACAUAAAUCUUCUACCUCGUAUCCUGACCUCUCCAUAGAGGAACAAGUGAGGGUAGAUUUGAAAACAGACAUAAAGACCAGUAACAAUAAACAGCUCAAUACAGUGAAUGGGGAAAAGGUUGAAUCUACUAAUAAGGAUGUUCUCUGUGUGGAUGACAAAAGCCAGAUUAUGGAAGAAGUUGUAAAAACAUUCUUGAAACAGCAAGAGAAACUGAAUUAUAUUCUGCAGAAGAAGCAGCAAAUUCAAAUGGAAGUUGAGCUUCUAAGCAAUUCCAAAACUAUGAAAGACCUGAGUGUGGAGCAACAGAAUUUGCAGAAAGAGUUUGAAUCCUUGCAGACUGAGCACGUUCUAAAAAUGGAGGAAUUAUAUGACGAGCAGCGAGAUUUGGAAGAAAAGCUGAAGCAAGUUAAAAAGCAGAAGUGCUCGUGUGGUUUGAACACAGACAGGGACAAAGAAACACAAUAUGCAAACCAGUUGACAGAACUACGGCAAAGGCUGGACCAAGCUGAAGCGGACAGGCGAGAGCUUCAAGACGAGUUAAGGCGUGAACGAGAAGCCAGGGAGAAGCUGGAGAUGAUGAUUAAAGAGCUAAAACUUCAGAUUUUGAAAUCAGCAAAAAGUGGGGAGGGAGAGUAGAGUAUGCAGCACCCAGACAAAACUUUACACUUCAAACAGGGUUUAUUUACUUAAUAUGCGGAGAACAGCGUGGCAUGUUUUGACUUCCCUGCCCUAUGAAACAUUCUUCAUAUGUCUGUGUGGUUUGUAAUACUUUCUAAACGAAGGCAUCACCAGUAAUGUCUGGUUGGGUGCUUUAAUUUUCUUGCUUUCCUUUUUUAAGACCAAACUGUUUUUCACUUUUUAUUUUGAAGUUUGAAUCAGAUUUCUAAUCUUAUCAGUGCAGCAAGUAACUGCACUUCCUGGCUCCACUGAUAUGGCAGUUGCCAAACAACUUCAUUAAUGUGAAAAGACCAUUUUGAUGCUGCUAACACUUGUUCCCCCAUCCCAAUUGCGUGGAAAAGCCAAGCUACUGGAUGUUGUUAGGAAUGUCUUCUCAAAGUGACAGAUAUGUUGUAAAGCUAUAUUUGCCAUAAGAGAGAGAAAA